AUGUUUUGCGGCACAAAAGUUAGACCCAUCAAGGUAAUACUUGACAGCUAUGACUCAGCAUUGCAAGUUCUGGUGAAUGCGAAAAAGCUUAAAUCAAGUAAUACCUUCAAGCAUGUAAACAUCGUACAGGAUCGCACCAAAAGGCAAAUGGAGCAUUAUAAAAGUAUCAGAACUGAGUUAGCCAGGCGUCAUGAAGCAGGAGAUAAUAACUGUAGGAUCAAGUUCAUCAACAAUGUACAAAGGAUUGUUCCUUUAAACUAG
Acanthoscelides obtectus is the source of this 261-nucleotide messenger RNA. Lineage: Eukaryota; Metazoa; Arthropoda; Insecta; Coleoptera; Chrysomelidae. The record is from the annotation of a GenBank genome assembly.